AUGAUCUGGACAAACUACCCGAGAAGCUUCAAGGUUUCAAGCCUCCCAAUGCUAUUUACAGUUCGACGUUUGUCAGACGGCAUGAUGUUCGAUGCGCUUAUCGCCAACUUCGAUGGUAUCAAUCUCAGGCUCAAGACUGUCAACGAGCUUCGAAUCGACACGACAACAUACGAGCUUGACGUUGUGCAUUUCGCACUUGUGACCGUCAACAUCUACAUCGUUGUCUUCCCCCCGGUUCAAACAAGUAAUGAUGUCUUCAGCAUCGCCUUCUUGCAAUCUGCAGUUCGAAUGAAGCAACUUGUCGGUAGGAAGCUGAUACCCUCCAUCCACGAUUCUUUGUGGGGUUUCUUGAAUCAGACUGAAGAUCGAGAGAGUUCAAAAGCAUCAACGAUGUGA
Messenger RNA from Guillardia theta CCMP2712, 396 nucleotides. RefSeq lists its product as hypothetical. Bases 1 to 396 code for a protein of 131 amino acids. The transcript has 2 exons. The record is from RefSeq and is a predicted model, not a curated record. Lineage: Eukaryota; Cryptophyceae; Pyrenomonadales; Geminigeraceae.